AUGCAGAAAUCACCGUCUUCGUCGUCUUCAUCAACAUCAUCAAACAAGAUGAUCACGCUGUGUGGAAUCAUGGUAUAUCUUAUUCUUCUUAACAUCGCAAUCAUACUGCAUGAUUUCUACUCGACCUUUCAUUUCAUUGUCAGCAUACUCAAAUCUUUCCUGGGAAUCAUUUCUUGCACCCUCGUUUCUUCGUCUGCAACAACAUCCGAGAAAAUUUGCAUAAACUUCGAGAGAACUCCUAGUGCAGCCGCCGAUGAUCGAAACCCGUUGUUUUCGGAACUGAAAAAGGUGAUCGAGAAGGAGGGGAUGGCCGAUAUCGGCGGACUGUUCGAGGAAGAAGAACCGAGUUUAAUGGAAGUGAAAGAGGCUUUCGACGUGUUCGAUGAAAACAAGGAUGGGUUCAUCGAUGCAGAUGAGUUGAGGAAUGCUUUGUUUUCGUUAGGGUUCAUUAAGGAAGCUCAAGGGGAUGACUGUGAAAGGAUGAUCCAAGGGUUUGAUGAUAAUUUGGAUGGACGUAUUGAUUUUAAUGAAUUUGUAAAAGUUUUGGAGAGAAGCUUCUGUUCAUGA
Molecule: messenger RNA, 567 nt
Organism: Hibiscus syriacus
Lineage: Eukaryota; Viridiplantae; Streptophyta; Magnoliopsida; Malvales; Malvaceae
Product: probable calcium-binding protein CML45
Exons: 1
Coding region: 1-567 (188 amino acids)
Molecular function (GO): calcium ion binding
Source: RefSeq, a predicted model, not a curated record